Molecule: messenger RNA, 763 nt
Organism: Theobroma umbraticum
Lineage: Eukaryota; Viridiplantae; Streptophyta; Magnoliopsida; Malvales; Malvaceae
Product: lachrymatory-factor synthase-like
Source: RefSeq, a predicted model, not a curated record
GCUGCUAAACACAAGGAAAGCCAUCCUAAUAUUUUACUUGAUCGUUUUGAUAUUUGCUAGUUUUUGUUUCAAUGGCUAAUGAUCAGCACCAACCAAAAUGGGAAGGGAAGGCGUUUGCAGAGCUAGCAGGCCCCAAAGCAGAACAAGUCUGGCCUCUCUUGCAAGAUUUUUUCGGCUUAGACAAGUGGUUCCCAACUCUGACCACUUGCCUCCCUGUGGAAGGCGUGUCUGGGCAACCUGGGUGUGUUCGUUUUUGUGCCGGCUUCAAAACUCCUGUUAAUGGCAGUGACGAAGGGACUGUGAAUUGGACUAAGCAGAAACUGCUGUCCAUUGAUCCAAGUGAAAUGGAUUUUAGCUAUUCCAUUGUGGAUGGCAAUGUUGGUUUCAACGGUUACGUAUCGACAGUGAAAGUGUUGCCAAAGGAACCAGGGUGUGACAUUGAGUGGAAGUACGAAGUGGAGCCCGUAAAAGGCUGGACACUGAAGGAUUUGGAUUUCUUCAUCGCUUCUGGUUUGCAAGUCAUGGCUCGGAGAAUGGAAGCCGCUCUCCGAGUUUUCCAAGCUUCAAUGGCCCAGUAAAUUUCGUAGUAGCUUGAAGUUUCCUGUGUGUUAAUGGAACUCAUCAUUAGCAAAAGCUCAAUAAAGUCAGUCAGUCUCCUUCAUCAUUAGAUAAAAAAUGGUGGGGUUUCGAUUUCAAUUUUAUGCUUUCGUGCUACAAGCCCGGAAUUGUAUCCCGUUUCUACCUCAUCCAUGCUUUCAGAUUA